GUGUAGCUCCCGAGGUCUAAGCUUGCGUGUCUUUCUCUUACAAGUCCAGUCCCCUCAAUGCGGAUCUCAUGGUCUGGCUGGAUCUCGAGAUGAACCGUGUUGUAAUUAUCUAUUUUUUUUUAAUAAAACUACUGUUUAAGGGUGGGACGCCACACCCCAAUCAGUCUCAGCCUUUUUUUUUUCACCAAAUAGCGUAAGAAAAACAUGGCCAAAGCGGACAAGGCCGGAAGCACUAUUUAACGAAGGAUUUGCCAUUUCAUAUGACAUAUCCAGAACCACAAUAAUUUCGAAGAAGAUAUGGCUCCUUUGCUCUUACUUAUCCUUCUCGCCGGCGGAGUUCUCACAGUCACAGCAGCAACCAGUAGCACUAGAUCGGAGCCGGAAAUGCUGCACCAAGUCCACCCCCUCCGGCCGAGGUCUGGCGCCGGCGGGAGCCCUAUUCCGGGGCUGUCCUGCCUGAGCUGGCGGCUGGGUGUGGAAACUCACAACAUCAUCGAAUGGAAGACGGUGCCUCUGGCAUGCAAAGACUACGUCGGCCACUACAUGCUGGGCUACCAGUACCGGAAAGAUUCGAGAGCUGUGGCGGUGGCGGCUCUGCUCUACGCUCAGAGCCUUAAGCUCGCCGGAGAUGGCAAGGACGUUUGGGUCUUCGACAUAGACGAGACCGCGCUCUCUAAUCUGCCUUACUUCGCCCAUCACGGCUUUGGGGCGGAGCCGUAUAAUUCGACGCUUUCCAACGCAUGGGUGAUGGAAGGAAAGGCGCCGGCGUUGCCGGAGACGCUGCAACUCUACAAGAAGCUUCUGGCUCUUGGCUUCAAGAUUGCGUUCAUAACCGGACGAACUGAAGGCCAACGAAACGUCACGGCAUCCAACCUCAACAACGUUGGCUACCAUACUUGGGUGAAGCUCCUCUUAAAGGGAUCAGCCGAGCAGGGUCUGUCGACGAUUGAGUACAAGUCAAGGCAGAGGGCGACGCUGGAGAAGGAAGGAUACAGAGUGAAGGGGAACAUUGGAGAUCAGUGGACUGAUAUCUUAGGAACCCAUCUUGGCAAUCGCACUUUUAAGCUGCCUGAUCCAAUGUAUUACGUUAGUUAAAUUAUGGCUAGGUUUUUUUUUUUUUUUUUUUUAAGUUGAGUAGUGUUUAAAUUGUGUAAUAGUAUUUAAUUUAGAUAGCGUUUAAGAUAGUAAUAUGACUGACAAAAUGUACUUUUAAAUU
Messenger RNA from Diospyros lotus (date-plum), 1216 nucleotides. RefSeq names its product acid phosphatase 1-like. The coding region runs from base 298 to 1095 and encodes 265 amino acids. The transcript has 3 exons. The record is from RefSeq and is a predicted model, not a curated record. NCBI's taxonomy places the organism in Eukaryota, Viridiplantae, Streptophyta, Magnoliopsida, Ericales, Ebenaceae. Gene Ontology annotation, molecular function: acid phosphatase activity.